Molecule: messenger RNA, 1236 nt
Organism: Stylonychia lemnae
Lineage: Eukaryota; Ciliophora; Spirotrichea; Sporadotrichida; Oxytrichidae
Source: the annotation of a GenBank genome assembly
AUGGAGAAAAAAGAAUAGAGCUUAGAGAAGAAUAUUAACAUAAUCAACUUAUUUUAAUCAUUUGACUCUGAAUUAGAUAAAGAAUUCGCUGGAUUAGAUUUAUCGGGUAUUGUAUCAUACGAGGAUGUUAAAGUAUAUACAGAUCAAUGGGAAAGUUUAUCACUCAAAUCAUAAUUAAAACUAAUCAAUUCAGCUCAAAAUCUAAGCACUAAAAUCAAGGAAACUGAUUAGGAUGGCUAUUUUAGACUUUAGUUAUUUCUCUCAAACUUUUUUAUGACUGCUUUACAAUAUGAUAGAUCACUUAACAGCAUUUAAUAGCUAAAAUUGAUAAAUAAAUAGGUGCUUCAUUCAGCUUAUGAAGUGGAAAUUAAACUUUAAUUAGCUAAGAUAUAUCAACUGAAAGCUGAAAGACCUAAAGCACUAAAGUAUUUGUAUUAAGCUGAUCAACUUAUUAAGCAUUUCCAUCCAGAUGAUAUGCGAAUGAGAUAAAAGUAUUAAGAUAUACUGAUUGACUUGAAUCUGCAGAAUAAGGAGCUAAUAUUUGCUCAUUAGCUAUUGUUUAAGGAAAUUAUAUUUGAAAGAUAAAAUAGCCUAGAUGUGAAGCUAAGACUUGUAAAGAUCCUACUUUAUCUUGAGGAUUAUGUUGAAUGUGAAAUCUCAAUCAAUGAUAUAUUAGAAAGGAUAUCACAGGGAGAAAAAUUUAAGAAAUCGAUUCAAAUUACAGAAUUCUUAAACGUCAUUAUCUAUCUCCUACUAAAACUUGAAAAGUAUGAUCAGAUUUCAGAAAUAGUCGAUAAUAUACAAGAGUAUAUCUUAUUAUAAGAAGAAAAAAAGAAUUUGUUCUAUUAAAAUUUUAACCCCAUUCAUUUAUGCUCAAUCUUGAAUUAUCUCAAAACAGUUUAUGGAAUUUAAGUUAAUGAGUAAGUCUAGGGAGAUUUGGAAAGCUAAAAGCUUAUCAUUAUAACUUCUAUUCAUCAGAAUUGGAUUUGUGACUAGUAGUAUCUAAAUUCAUUUGAUUAUGUAAUUUGCGAAAGCGAUCAAAGCUCCAAUGAAAUGGGAAUAAUGAAUUUACAGUUUGUCCAAUUACUAAUGGAUUCACUCAUUUAUGAAAGAGUAUUCUAGGCUACAAGUCCUGCUAAUUAUGAAGUUAUGUUUGGAAAGAUUAUAAUGCUUUUGCGUACGGCUCCAAUUGACAAGUCAGUGUUUUUGCUCAAUAGCAUUGAAAAUGAAUUUUGA